AUUUACGUCAGAGGGUCAAAGUUGACGUUGGCCAUGUGUGUCUGUUGCUGCAUCUGCUGUAGAACAGUUUUGGUACAACUAUAGCUUGUGUUUUUUUUGUAAACAUUAUUAACACUGUCGGUUUUAAGUGUCGAACAGCAGAUUCUGUAUUAACCUUACAGAUUUUUGUAGGGUUAGUUCGAUUUGAAUAUCCGGUUCUGCUUUGCGUUCGCUUCCUCUGUUCGGCCGAGAUGUCAGUUCGCAUCUUUCAGCUGCAGUAUGUUCUCAGGCUGAUUUAACGUGACAUGUUUAAAGUCCGUCCGUUUGUGAGUGCCUUAUUUAACCACAGAGCGACUUUGGAGAGAAACGGUCUUUAUAAGCUAUUUUCCAUGAUGAGUGAUGGAGCCAAAGAUGAGCCAGCAACCAAGCUUCCGAAAAGACCUAAUGAGGAAAAUGAAGAUGAGAGCGUGCAGACCACAAAAAGAAUAAAAGUGGAUGUGGAACACACUGAAGAUGAGAAGAAAUACCCUAAAAAGAAGGUGGUCCUCCUUAUGGCCUACUCUGGAAAAGGCUACUAUGGCAUGCAGAGAAAUACUGGAACAUCUCAGUUUAGAACCAUUGAAGAUGAGCUGGUUACUGCGCUCAUAAAAUCUGGCUGCAUUCCUGAAAACCAUGGUGAUGACAUGAAGAAGAUGUCUUUCCAAAGAUGUGCCAGAACAGAUAAGGGUGUGUCUGCAGCGGGCCAAGUGGUGUCUCUAAAAUUACGUUUGAUUGAAGACAUUGUUGAAAGAAUCAAUGAGCAUCUGCCGCCACAGAUCAAAGUGCUUGGAUUCAAACGGGUUACCCAGGGUUUCAAUUCCAAAAACAACUGUGAUGCACGCACAUACUCCUAUAUGCUUCCAACAGUGGCCUUUUCCCCAAAAGACUAUGAUACAAGCAAUAUAGCAGCCUUUCGCUUGGAACCAGAGUCACUUCAGAGGGCAAACCGCCUGUUUUCUCUUUACAAAGGUACCCAUAACUUCCAUAACUUUACCUCUCAGAAGGCUCCAAAUGACCCCAGUGCUCGUCGCUACAUCACCGAGAUGUCAUGUGGAGAGCCGUUUAUCCGCAGCGAUACCGAGUUUGCUGUGAUCACAGUGCGAGGCCAGAGUUUUAUGAUGCACCAGAUUCGCAAGAUGAUCGGCCUCGUGAUUGCAGUGGUCAAAGGUUAUGCGAAGGAGGAGGUGAUGGAGCGGAGCUGGGGACAGGACAAGGUGGAUAUUCCCAAAGCUCCGGGACUUGGGCUGGUCCUAGAAAGGGUUCACUUUGACCGAUACAACAAGCGUUUCGGGGGUGAUGGGCUGCAUGAGCGCCUGGAGUGGGACCAUAAAGCAGAGGCCAUCAUGGCCUUUAAGGAGGAUCACAUUUACCCAACCAUAGUUGAGACAGAAUGUCAGGAAGGCUCAAUGGUCAGCUGGAUGUCCACACUUCCUAUCCAUGACUUUGACGCCACAGCUUCUAUUACACAAGAGAGUAAAGACCUGAAACAGGACAAAGAAGAUGAAUCCGAUUAGGUUGCUCUUCCUCCUUUAUGACAAUAUCUUUUUUUAAAUAUGUCUUCUUCUUCUUUUUGUUUUGAACUAAAUUUUGAUUUUGCUGUGAAAGUUUAGCUUUCGUGAUAACUAUUUUUUAGUAGAGGGAAUUUGUUGCUGGUAUGCAACAAUUGUUAUUAAACAUGAGCACCAAUACAGUAAAAAGCUUCUGUUCUUUACCAAUAAAAAUAUUAUUAAAAUAA
Betta splendens (Siamese fighting fish) is the source of this 1753-nucleotide messenger RNA. RefSeq names its product pseudouridine synthase 1 (gene pus1). Bases 285 to 1532 code for a protein of 415 amino acids. Gene Ontology annotation, biological process: mRNA pseudouridine synthesis; tRNA pseudouridine synthesis. Gene Ontology annotation, cellular component: nucleus. NCBI's taxonomy places the organism in Eukaryota, Metazoa, Chordata, Actinopteri, Anabantiformes, Osphronemidae. The transcript is spliced from 6 exons. Gene Ontology annotation, molecular function: pseudouridine synthase activity; RNA binding. The record is from RefSeq and is a predicted model, not a curated record.